UUUCCUGUGUUUUCCCCGCGAAAGAAGAGUUUUUCCUUGUGAAAUGAAGAAAUUAUUGGAAUGAUGUAGAACGAAACCAUUUUUUCGAUCCUUUCAUCAAGAUGGUGAUGAAAUGGGACAUAAACAAGAAGUACGCCUGUCAUGGCCAGGUAAAGCAGAGAGGUAUAACCAUAGGAUCAGGAAAGUGGAAGACAGGAAAUAUCUGUGUACAUUUUGUCAAUGGCAAGUGGAAGCUGGAGGUCUUCUAUUGUACUGCCCCAAACAAGUCUGUGAUAUCAACGGAGGUGAAUAAUGCUAACAUUGAAGGAGUGAUAUGUAAGAAUCAGCUGGUCAUCACACUGAGGAACCGAUCUGAAGCUUCAGCUAUCCAGUUUAAACCAGAAUCUAAUGCUACACAGUACACUAAACCAAUGUCCGUGUUGGACCAACUCAUCAAGGACAUCUGUACUGGAAAAAUAGCCCCAGAAUCUCAGCAGAAUCCUUCGAUGGUUUGUGUUAGUGGAUGGCAAAAAAAUGGAACUAAGACGCCUUCUAAGCAGACACUGGCCAAAGACUCAAACUUUACAAGCGUGAAGAAGAAAUCAGAAGAGAUUUCGCUGUUUGAAGAUACUGACGAUGAGAAUGAAUUCAAAGAAAACCAGAACAGAGGUCAGGUGUCAAAGGAGAAGAAUCUGAAGUACUUACAGAAUGGGAUGGAGAAAGCUCGUAACCACCUUCAGCAGAUCGAAACAUCUGGGUUCUAUAGUAGUUCUUCAGCAACACCCCGUAGUUAUGGAGCUUUCUCAGUGUCAAGUAAUUUGAAGAGAUCACCUGGUAUGAUGCCAGACCCAACUCUACAGAAACGACCUCGCUUGUCUGAUUCAAUUAACUACACAUGGAACAAAUCUACUACCACCACUCCUGGGAGCAAUCAGUUACAGACCCAACCAAAAAGUCUACAAGGGUUCUCUAAUCUUGGAAACACUUGCUACAUGAAUUCUAUCCUUCAAUCGUUGUUCUGCUUGGACACGUUCUCCAAUGAUUUACUGUUCUCUAACAGUCGAGUGAUGAAAUCUCUGCAUUCCCAGUCUCUGUAUAGUGCCCUUUAUAAACUUCUUCGAUCGAGAACUAAAACACUUCCUGAACAUGUGAGGCGGGACAUGCUACGGAAUGUUAAGUCUGCAAUAUCUACAACGGCCAAGAGGUUUUCUGGCUACCAACAACACGAUGCUCAUGAAUUCCUUGGUCAGGUGUUGGACCAGCUGAAGGAAGAGGUGACUAAAGUGUCCAGCUCCACACCUAGUCCCCAUAGGGAGGGUUCUGAUGGCGACACUCCGUACAUCAACCCAACCGUGCAGAACUUUGAGAUGGAAGUCCUCCACUCUAUUACCUGUCUCCAUUGUCAGGAGGUGGUCACCAAAGCAGAGCAGUUCAAUGACCUUUCUGUGGAUAUGCCAAGACGAAGAAAAAAUGGUGAGCAGUCUUCGAUUCAGAAUGCACUGGAUUUAUUCUUUCGGUCGGAGGCAAUUGAGUACACGUGUGAAAAAUGUGGAAGUAACAAAUCAGAAGUCACACAUAAGUUUACUAGACUGCCAAGAGUACUUGUGUUACACCUGAAGAGAUACAACUUUGAUCAGAGUAUCAUUAACACCAAGACUGCGCAGAGUAUCAGCAUCACACGUUUCCUGUCAUUGGAUGCACAUUGUGAGGAGAAUACCUUCCCACCUUACCCAGCCCUGCUCCAGUCUCCUGAGCAAUAUAAAACACCAGACAAGAUUUUGACAUCCGAUGAGAGUGUGCCCAGACGACGUUUACAGCUUGGGGAAAGUUUCAGGUUCAAGAAAACACGACCGCUUGAAGAGGAUGAGAAGGAGGAUAUUAACACCAGUACACCUUACAAAAAAGCAAAAAUUUUUGAUCUUGGGGAGGACCAUGGUAUUAAAGCUGAUGUGCCAUUAAUGAUUGAAGAUGGUCCAGAAGAGGAAGAAGAGGACAAAGAUCUCGCCAGAGCCUUGGAACUUAGUCUUCAAGAGGCCAAUGACCGAACUCAGCAUUAUGUAGAUGAGACGAAGGAGACCGAGCUACAGAAAGUGUUGGAGAUGAGCAGAGUGGAGAUAGAAAAAACCUCCAACUUUGAUCAUGAUUAUGGGCAGACCAUUCAGAAUAUGUCAGAGGAGGAACAGAUGAGAUUAGCCAUAGAACAGAGUUUAAUGGAAACAAGUCGCAUCUCUCACAUGGAAAUAUCACAGGAAAUGGACCCAAUCAACCGCACACACAAGUAUGAGGCAUCGGACGAUACAAAAGACGACAAACAAACCAGUCCCAUGUACAGGUCAGAUGAAAGUGGAACAUCCUCAGUUAAAACAAUAGAGGAUACUUCCUCACAAACGGGAGAAGACCAUAUUAAAAAGGAAAAGAAUACUCUAUUUUCAGGAAAACCUCUACAAAAAUCACCCUUGUGUGUUAGAAAGUCAAGCAACAGUCCAGAAAAGACAAGUAAUGAUGACUGUUCUGUCAAAGGGAGGAUGCCAAGUGCUGUGUUAGAUGUGAUCACCGAGGAACAGGACACAGAUUCACAUAAUAUGAAAGUGUUAGACAAUGCAGUUGAUGCUUCACAGGGAUUCAGUGUAUCUGGUAAUACAGACAUUGCCUCCUCUGAUACGUCAGACUCGGGCAAACUUCAUUCUGUGAAUGAGACAACUACAACAAAAACAACACGAACUUGUCUCUUUGGGAAAGAAAAUGUGUCAAAGACUGAAUAUUCUUUACAUGAGUCAGGUAAAAAACAAAUCAGGUUAGAAUUGGAUCAUUCAUUUGAUGAUCUUGAUGAAAAACAGACAAAAUCAAAUGUUGAGGGAACGAGUAAAGAUUUGAAUAAUUCAAACAUUGAUUUGGAAUGUCAGAUCGCAAAGACAGAGGACAAUAAAGUUGACAACAGUAGAUUAUGUGGUGGUCAAGGUCAUGCAGCCGUCAGUAAGUCAGACAAGAGUGAGUACCAGACAGAAAUGGACACUCUGGACUCCAAACCUGAUCAAGAGUUUGCCAGUCUUCUUUGUGAGGAUGAAGAUGAUUUCCAACUAAUGUUGCUAGAAGAUAAAGAAAAUGCCCUUCCAGAGCAAAGAGAUGUGCAGACACAGUCAGGGGAUGACACCCAAUCCUACCUCGACCUUCCUGUGGUAGAAAACGAGAAAGGUGACCUUCCUUACUCGUACAAGCUUGUCAGUAUCGUUAAUCACCAGGGUAGCACUUCAUUUGCAGGGCAUUAUGUGACGGAUGUUUAUGAUCUGAAAAAAGGGGCGUGGUUCAGUUGUGAUGACUCUCACGUCACCAAGUCAACAGAAGCUGAGGUGCGAUUGAAACGGGAGAGGAGUGGCUACAUCUUUUUCUACCUUAGCAAAGAAAUAUAUGAAGAUCUGAAAGACGACUUUGCUGUUCAGAAUGGAAAAAGGAAGCCUUGAUCUUUUUUUUUAUCUUGGAUUAUUUGUUUACUUCUGACAGUGUUGUAUACUGUACAACAUUAUUGAAUUAAAUGAUCUGUUAGAUUU
Ylistrum balloti is the source of this 3524-nucleotide messenger RNA. RefSeq names its product ubiquitin carboxyl-terminal hydrolase 37-like. The coding region runs from base 102 to 3437 and encodes 1111 amino acids. Gene Ontology annotation, cellular component: cytosol; nucleus. Gene Ontology annotation, molecular function: cysteine-type endopeptidase activity; cysteine-type deubiquitinase activity. The transcript is spliced from 21 exons. The record is from RefSeq and is a predicted model, not a curated record. Gene Ontology annotation, biological process: protein deubiquitination; G1/S transition of mitotic cell cycle. Lineage: Eukaryota; Metazoa; Mollusca; Bivalvia; Pectinida; Pectinidae.